Cololabis saira (Pacific saury) is the source of this 8736-nucleotide messenger RNA. RefSeq names its product trichohyalin-like. Lineage: Eukaryota; Metazoa; Chordata; Actinopteri; Beloniformes; Belonidae. The record is from RefSeq and is a predicted model, not a curated record.
UAAUCUGAGCCGCGGCAGUGAACCCUCCCGGCCGCCAGGGGGCGCCGUGGCGCCAGCGGGCUCGUGUGACGCCGCAGGGUCCGGGCAGUUUGAACGUGCUGACAUCAGCGGCGGAUUUUUUGUUUUUAUUUUGAAUUUCGUGGAAACUUUUCAACGUUUGCGAGGGCAGCAUUUGCAGCAGCUCCAGCAUGGAGUCUAGGCUGCUGAUUGGCUGGCAUCAGCAGAAGGUGGAGCUUGAACAGGAGGUGUGUCGCCUGCAGGAGGAGCUGGCCGAGAGUCGAGCAGAGAGAGAGGAGCUGGAGUCCAGGAGCAGAGCUCUGAACGACCGGCUGUGUCAAACAGUUUCUCCCUUGCUUGGCAUCUCUCACCAUGAGGAGGAGGAGCAGAGGAGGUGGAGGAGGAAGCUGAGAGAAGGCAGGGAGAGGGAGGCCAGGCAGGCGCUGCUGAUCCACCGCCUGCAGAACAAGGUGGUAGAGUACAGAGAUCGAUGUCAGCGCCUGGAUCUCCAGCUGCAGGAUGAACAGGCCCAGCUGCUCAACACUGAGCGGAGGGUCAGAGACGAACACAGCGACUCUCUGGAGAGCGCCCUCAUCAGGCUGGAGGAGGAGCAGCAGAGGUCAAUCAGUCUGGCAGAGACCAACUCUCUCCUGCGAGAGCAGCUCAGCCAAUCAGAGCAGGCCAACCAGGUCCUGAGAGCAGACGUCCAGGGUCUGGCAAGAGCUGUGGAGGAGGCGGAGCAGAGAGAGAAGGAGAGUCGGUGGGGUCACAUGGAUCAGGAGCAGGAACGAUGGCUGUCAGUGUGGAGGUCUAUGGUCGCUCUGAGGAGACAUUGCCACACCGUGAAGACUGCGGCCGACAGGGAUCUUUGGGAGCUGAGGGCGGAAUUUUCUCGUCUCUCCUCGACUCUUCUCUCCAACUGUGACUCCGUCUGCCUGAGGCUCAGCGCUCCCCACAACAAUCUUUCCUCGUCCUCCGUGCCGCCCCUUCUUCUCCUCCCUGACCUCCCUCCCCUCUCCCCCUCCAGUCCUCCCCUGUCCUCCACAGUGGUCCCCCAUCUGCCGGACUCCUCGGGUUCCCUUCCUCCUACCUUCUCCCCCCCAACACUGGGAAGCUUUUCCAUUAGAGAGUUGGAGAUCAGAGAGGAGGAGGAGGAUAAGGAGACAGCGACAUCAGAGUUGAAGCGUCUCCAUGAGACAGAAGUGUUGCAGCUGAAGGACAGGAUUGUGGAGCUCAAUCACUCACUGGAGCUCGUGGAGAGUCAGAGGAAGGAGAAAGAGAUGGAGGUGGAGAUACACAGAGACGCAGAGAGGAGUCUGGAGUCUGUGAGUCGGGCUGUGAUCAGACUGUCCAGAGUCCUGAGCAGCAGCAACAGUCGGUCUCCGAGCGUCUCCCCCGACGCUGUCCUCGGCCUGGACCUGUCCUCCCUGCUGUCUGUCCUGUCACAGGCUGAGAGCGCCCUGCAGUGGAGACACGAGGAGCUGCAGGGGGCGGGGCUAGAUUUGCGGCGGCUUGGCGAAGAGAAAGCGGCGCUGGAGCUCCGACUGAAACAUCUGGUGGAUGACAACCAGCAGCUGCACACACAUGCAAAACACACACAGCAGGAGCUCACACACACUCUGGACAUCCUGAGCAGAGAGAAGGAGGCGUCAUCCUCCCUACGUUUCCAGGUGGAGGAGGUGCAGCAGAGGGAGGAGGAAGGGAAGAGGGAGAACGACAGACUGAGGAGAGAGAGAGACAGACAGGAAGAGAGACACCGACAGCUGGAGACAGAAACACAGAGACGAGUUGAGACGGAGCUGCUGGAGAACGUUCAGCUGACGGAGAGAGAAACUCUGCACCGAAUGGAGAUCCACAGUCUGAAGGGGGCGCUGGAAAGGGAACAGCUGGACAGGCAAAAGGCAGAAGAAGAAGCUGCCGAUGUCAGAGACGCCCUCCAGAAGUCCAGGGAGAAGGAGUUGCUGCUGGCGUCCUCGGAGGGUGUGUUGAGGCGGGAGGUGGAGGAGGGACGCGAUGCUCUGGAGAAGAUGUCUGCCCUGAACUCUGCUCUGGUUUCAGACAAGAGAGGGUUGAACCAGCAGCUUCUGCAGCUGGAAGGUGAGCUGGCAGACAGCCAAUCACACCUGCAGACUCUGAGGUCAGAGGUCAGCUCCCUGCAGAGAGACGUCAGAACCCUGAACACCGACUGCAACCUCCUCAGAGCACAGAGGGAGACGGAGGCUGAUGUCAUCCGUCAGCUGAGAGCCCAACAGUCUGAGAUGGAGAGAACCUUGGAGGAGAGGGAGAGACAACUGCUCUCCUUGCAGGAGGAGAGACACACUGAUGGGCAUCAGCUGGAGGAGCUGUCCUCCCAGCAUGCCUCAGUGCAUCAGGAGCUGAAGGAGGCGCAAGAGAGAGCAUGUCAGCUAGAGGAGGCCGUGAAGAGGAGGGACAGACAGCAGGAGGACCAGGAGAGGGAGAACAGGAGGCUGCAGGGGGAGCAGGAGAGCCUGCAGAGGUGUCGGGAGCAGCUGGAGGACGAGCUGCAGGAGCUCAGGUCUCUGUCAGUGUCUCUCCACCAGCAGCUCAGUCAGCAGCAGAAGCAGCUGUCAGAGUCGGAGGUGGAGCGAUGCCAGCUGACCACACACAUCCACACGCUGCAACAGGCCAAAGAAACAUUACAUGGAGAGAUCGAGUGUCUGAGAGGAGAACUACAGCGAGAGACCUCCAGGAGAGAAGAUGAGAGGGAGACGAGCAAGAGGAGCGAGGAGCAGAGGGAGGUGCUGAUGAAGGAGGUGGAGGACCUGCAGAGGAGGAGGUCAAAGCAGGAAGAAGAGAGGAGGGAGGAGAGGGAGGCCUGGCAGCGAGAAAGAGAGGCUCUGAGUGAGGAGCUGGGGAUGAAAGACGGAGAGCUGGAGGCACUGAGGAGACGCGUCGGAGGACUGACGGAGGAGACGGAGGAGAGGCAAAGGGAGGUGGAGGCACUGAGGAAGGAGGUGACUCAGAAAGAGACUCAUAUCAGCCUCCUGAUGGAAAAAAUACAGGGAGUGGAGGGGGAGAGGGAGAAACUGGAGGAGGAGGCAAAGAGGAUGGAGAUGAGACUGAAAGAGGAGGAGGUGAAGAGGAAGGAGGAAGAGAUGCAGAAGGACGGAGAGACUGAAGCACUUUGUGACCGGAUAGAGAAAUUAGAACAAGAAAAGGAGGAAAGAGAGAUGGAGGUGCAGCAGCUGAGGAGAGAAGCGGUGGAGGAAGAGGAGAGAUGGAGGACACGGGAGGAGGAGAUUAAGACACUGAGAAGAGAAAUCUAUGUAUUAGAGGAGGACAGAGAGGCUGAAAUGAGACAGAGGAAGAGGCUGAAAGAGGAGAUGGAGGAGGUGGUGGGGAGACUCAACAAAAAGGUGGGCGAGGGGGAGCUGCUGAGAGUGAGGCUCAACGUAGCCCAGGAGGAACGGGAGGAGAUGAAGGAGGAGGUGGAGCGGAGGGAGCGCAGCCUGGAGCGACAGAUGAAUGCGGUAAGAGAGCGGGAGGAGGAGGUGGAGAAGCUGAAGGAGCAUCUGAGGCUGGCCGCGGAGCGGGCGGAGGAGGGAGAGAGGGAGCGCCGGGAGAUUCAGACCCGUCUGAAACAGAAGGAGUUGAGGGAGGAGCAGCUGGAGUCGCUGCUGAGGGAAACGCGAGGGCUCCUGGAGCGAGAGGCGACAGAGAGAGGGGAACAAGACGACAGGAUUUCCUUCCAGACCGAGGAGUUGAAGGAGGUGCGGUUAGAGAGGGAGGAAGCGAGGCGGAAGGCCAAGGAGUGGGAGGAGGCCCAUGACAGGCUUCAGGAGGAGGUGAAGGACUGGCAGGAGAAGGAAGAUCACAGCGUGAAAGAGGUGGCAAAACUCAAAUGUGGCCUAAAGGUGCAGGAUGAAGAGGUCCAUCUGCUGAGGAGCAUGCUGGAGGAGAGGGAGGAGGAGAGGAGGGAAAGGGAGGCACUGGGGAGAAGCGAGAGGGAGAGGAGGAAAAGGCUGGACAAGAAGCUGGAUGAGGUGGAGGAGGAGAAGAGCAGGCUGGAGGAGAAAGUGAGGGAUGUGGAGGAGGAACUGGAGAGAGACAGGGGGGAGAGGAGGAGAUUACAAGACAGACUGGGAGAAGUAGAGAAGGAGGUGAAGGACCAGAGAGAGGAACUGAGGAGGACGAUGGAAGACGAGAGGAAGCUGGAGAACAAACUGAAGGAGACCCAGGAGGGGGUCCGAGGAGAAAGGGAUGAGCUGAGGAGGACGAGGGAGGAAAAGAGGAGGCUGGAAGACAAACUUGUAAUGAAGGAGAAGGAACUGGAGGAACAGAGGGAGGCGCUUAGGGGUCAAGAGGAGGAAAAAAGGAGGCUGGAGGAUGAAGUGAGGGAGGUGAAAGAGGAGGGAGGGAUGCUGUUCAAGGUGGAGGAGAGUAGGAGGUUGAGAGUCAGGGAGCUGGAGGAGGAGAAGACGGGACUCUCAGUAGAACUGAGGAGGAAGGAGAGGGAGGUGACGGCUCUCAGAGAGGAGGUGCAGAGAGAAAGGAGCAGGGCACAAGAGGAGCUGAGGGGGAGCACAAAAGAGCUGGCUGCGCUCAGAGAGGAGCUCCUCAAGGAACAGAGGGAGAUGCAAGCAGGGGAGGAGAAGCUGAGGAGGUCUGAGAGGGAGGUGACGGCUCUCAGAGAGGAGGUGAGUCGAAAGCAGAGGGAGAAGGAGGACACACAAGAAGGGAUGGCAACCUUCAAGGUGGAGGUUCAGCUGGAGCAUAAGAGGAGGCAAGAGGAGUGGAGUUUGAAGGAGCUGCUGAGCAGCAACAGGGCUGAGGAGGUCCAGGAGGAGCUCAGGAGGAGCAACAGGGAGGUGUCCGAAUUGAGGGAGGAGCUUGAUAAAGAACGAGGAGAGACUAAAGAGGUCCAGGAGGGGCUGACGAAGAGCAGGGAGGAGGUGGAGGAGAAGCUGAGGAGGACCAGAACUGAGUUGUCAGACAUCACAGAGGAGGCAGAGAGGGAACUGAAGGAGAAGGAGGAGACGAAAGAAAAGUUAACAGAGGCCGAGCGGGAGGUAGCGACUCUCAGAGAGGAAAUGCAGGAGGUGGCGAGGAGGAGCGGGAUGGAGGUGGCGCUUCUUAAAGGGGAAGUACAGAAAGAGCAGAGGGAGAGAAAAGAGUCGCAGGAGGAGCUGAAGAAGAGGAGAGGACAUGUGACCGUCCUUGAAGAGGAGCUGCAGAAGGAGCGCAGGAGGACGGAGGAGGUGCAGGAGGAGCUGGGGGGAGUGACGCGCAGCAUGGAGGUGAUGGGGGAGAACCUGAGCUCCCUGCAGAGUCAGGUGUCUGAUCUGAGAAGCAGCAGAGAGAGAGCAAGACACGAGGUGAAGGAGAAGGAGGAGCAGCAGCAGCAGAUGAAGGAGGGUCUGAGGGUGGCGCUGGAGGAGAUGACCAAGCUGAAGGGCCUCCUGCAGGAAAGUCACGCAGAGGGAGAACGACUGAAGAGCAUGUUGGUGCAGAAGAAGGAGGAGGUGGACAAGAUCCGAGAGGAGAACCUGCACGCUUUCAGAGAGGAGCUGGAGGAGAAGGGAGGAGAGCUGGAGGAGCUGAGAGCCAGAGUCAAGGCUCUGGAGAGGAGGAGGAGGGAGAUGAUGGAGCAGCUGGAGAACACAGAGGAGAAGAGAAAAGAGGCUGAGGAGUGGUGGAGGAGUCGAGUGGAAGAAGUGGAGAAGGAGGAGGAGAUGAAACAGAAUGCUCUUACUACAGAAAUCCAGAUGCUCAAAAGGAGACAGAGUGAGCUGGAGAAGGUGAGGGAGGAGAGGGAGAGGGAGGUGGAGGAGAGCAGAACCGAGCUGAGCAGACUCAGGUUCUCGUUGGAGGAGCAAAAAGCACAGAUCUCCUCUGUGACUGAAGCGGAGGAGCUGAGAGCUAGAAUCAAGGCUCUGGAGAGGAGAAGGAAGGAGAUGAUGGAUCAGCUGGAGAAGGGAGAGGAGAGGAGGAAGGAGUCUGAGGAGAUGUGGAGGAGCAGGGUGGAAGAAGUGGAGAAGGACGAGGAGGUGAAACAGAAUGCUCUCACCUCAGAAAUCCAGACUCUCAAAAGGAGACAGGAAGAGCUGGAGAAGGAGAAGAAGGAGGCAAAGAUGGAGGUGGAGGAGGCAAAGAAGGAGCUGAAGGAGAGCAGAACCGAGCUGAGCAGCGUCAGAUCCUUGUUGGAGGAUCAAAAAACACAGAUCUCCUCAUUGAGUGAAGCGGAGGAGCUGAGAGCUAGAAUCAAGGCUCUGGAGAGGAGAAGGAAGGAGAUGAUGGAUCAGCUGGAGAAGGGAGAGGAGAGGAGGAGGGAGGCUGAGGAGAUGUGGAGGAGCAGGGUGGAAGAAGUGGAGAAGGACGAGGAGGUGAAACAGAAUGCUCUCACCUCAGAAAUCCAUAUGCUCAAAAUGAAACAGGAAGAGCUGGAGAAGGAGCGGGAGAAGGCAAAGAUGGAGGUGGAGGAGAGCAGAACCGAGCUGAGCAGGGUCAGAUCCUUGUUGGAGGAUCAAAAAACACAGAUCCCCUCAGUGACUGAGGAGGAGACGGAUGGGCGAAUGAGAAAAGACCAGAGAGGAAGAGGAGAGCAGCAGGAGGAAAAAGGUGAGAACAAGGAGCAGGUUUCCUCUCUGGUGCAGGAGCAGGAGGAGCUCAGGAAGAUGCUUCAACAGAGGGAGGCUGAGGUAUACAGUCUGACUCAGAGGACUGAGGAACUGGAGAGAGACAGGGAUCGAAUCCGAUUGGCUCUGGAGCAAACGGAGGCAGUUAUGAUUGGCCGAAGAGAGCGAGCUCAACAGGAACUGAGCCCAGGGACAGGGUCUAAUCCAGACCAGGCUGUGGGAGACAGGCUGCUGGUCCUACAGCGUCUGGUGGCUGAACUGGAGGUGGACCAGAAACGACUGACCAAGAAGAACACCCAUCUGGAAAACCAGAAAGACAAGCUGAAGAGAGACAGAGACGCUCUGAGAGACACACUGAGACGGGUGGAGGAGGAACGUUCAAGUCUCAGAGAAAAACCUGCCGACAGUCGGGGAUCUCAGGGGAGACACGUACAGGAGUCACCGGUCACCACAGACGAAGAACAGCUGCGGAGAAGAGUGAGUGAGCUGGAGGAUCAGGUGAGUCAGCUCCGUCACUCAUUGGCCGUGGAGCAGCAGCAGAAGGCGGAGUUUAUCCAGAAGUCGUCCAGAAACUCUCAGUGGCUGCUCUCCCUGAGACACGACCUCAACGAUUCGUUGGCCGCCGUCACCCGCCGCCCAGUCCCGUCCGUCCUGGAGUCUGAGACGCAGCGACUGGACCGCAGCCUGAGGGAGGAGGAGCUUAGGUUGUCCCUCAGCCAUUAGUAGCUGCUCCCAGAUGAGAAAUAAAGCUUCGACCAAAAUAUUUAAACCUGAAUUGCCUCAGAGCCAGCCUGCUGUUGUCAUGGAAACCUAUUCUGUCACAUGUUGAGCGGCUCCCCAUUCCUCAUGUUAAGCCUGGAGACCAGUUGCUGUGACUCUGAGACCAAACCGGUGGUCCUCCAUCCAGUCAGAUGACAGGAACUGGACCUUUAACCAAACAAAGGCAGAUAAAAGCAGACGGAACAAAGUUUGAAGGGAAAAUCAAACCAAAGUGGGACACGUGAAUGUCAACAGGACGUAAAUUCAAGAUACAACACUCACUGGAAUCAAUAUACCGUAUUUUCUGGACUAUAAGCCGCUACUUUUUUCAUAGGUUUUCAACCGUGCGGCUUAUACAAAGGUGCAGCUAUUCUGUGGAUUUUUCUUCCACCGCUCGGGCGCUCUAACCAGAAUUAGAAUCAAAACUAAGACAAAAUAAAUGCAAAGAAGAAUAUGCUACUUCUUCUUUAGCAGAUAGAAGUAGGUAGAAGCAGAUUUCAAACAGAUAAAUAGAUAAAUAAAUACCGGUUUUCUCUUGGUUCUGUCCCAUUUUAAUCAGCAAAGUAUAAUAAAAGACAUAAAAGACACUGUUAGGAAAGGAUCUAUUUAGGUACAAACAUGUACAUCAUUUACAGUUCAAAAUCAUUAUCUACAUGUAGUAAGUAUCUAAUCUAACAACAUAAAUAUCUGCGGCUUGCAUAUCUUUUUUUUUUUAAAUAGAGCGGAUGCGGCUUAUAUACAGGUGCGGCUUAUAUUCCAGAAAAUACGGUAAUUGUUCACUGAUUCAAUAGUUCAGACAUGAGCCAGAGACGUGGCACCUCAGGGGCCGCUCAGACCAGUUACAGUGUUUCUGCAGGUUCCUGCUCUCAGACCAGGUGGUUUGAGUCUCCGCUGAUUCAACACCGGUGAUGUUCACCAAUGAAAACGUGACAAAAGGAGGUGAACUCAGCUCUCACAAACAGAGGAUUUUAUUCAGAAGCAUGAAGUUAACCUGCUGCAGCCAGAUCUGUCAGUCACCGUCCACAUCAGAGACGACCAGCUGGAUCCAAAGAAGCCUCAGGAACUGAACCAGGAACUGAAUCUAGGUCAAAUCCAGGUCUACAGAUGUGGAGCAGCAUCUGCCUCAGGAACUGUUUACAUGUUUACUUCUGUUGGAUCAGUUACUGCACAGAGCUGUUAUUGAUCAGUUCUGUCAGAUUCAUGUUUAGGAUCCAAGGAACGUUUACUCAUUAUUUAUUCUUUUGUGUUUGUUUUUCAUUAUAAUAAUAAUAUUAUUAUUAUGUUAUUGUAUUUUUACUUCCGAACACACUGCACUACUUUUCCCACAAUCCUCCAUGCUGAGGCCAGGCAUCAGCUCUGUUACAAGUUCAAUAAAGGGAAAGUU